UGUGUACGCCGCACGGAGUGCAUACCGUACAACCGUGUAAGCGGACAGUCCGCGCGUUAACAAUCCGUGACGUCUCCUAUCACAGACGUUCACUAUUGUUAUUUAUAAUAUUAUUCGUACGUAUUAUUAUUAUCAUCUCCGUAAUAUAUAAUAAACACAACAGUAACAAUAACAAUAAUUCGUACGACAUCGUAAUAUAUUAUAAUAAUAAUAAUAAUAAUAACAACAACAACAACAAUAAUAACGAUAUCAUUACAUCAGUCAAUCGUACGGUCGCCGUCGGUCGUGCGGGUCGAGCGGAUCGACGCCCGACAGGUCAAGACUUAACUGUACGCGUCCACCGCAGCUGCGGCGUCGUCAGCUUCGAGCGCAGUCGGUAGUACGUCGGGCGUACGCGUUCCGAUCCGUUGAGACGCGUUCGCGAGUUGCGGUCUUUUGUCUAUUUAUUCGUUUAUUCAUUUAUUAUCGCCGUCGAUCGCCGUGUGUCAGUCGUCGGUGCGUUAUUUUUUUUUACUCGGCAGUUGCGCUCGCGUCGUCUCGUCGUAGUGUUACGGUCCGCCCGCUCCUUUGUCGUCCCUUCCUGUCCGCUGCGCGCAACCGCUCUCGACCGGUGCUCGACAUGACCAGACCCGCGUAAGUUAGUCGACUGUUCGACGACGGCCGUGUGCGGUGUUCUAGUGUCUUAGAUAGUCAGAGGCGCCUACGCCUACGCUUUUACGACGACGGGUUUUCGGAUUUUCGUUUGUGUUUUUCCACUGAUGUUGGCUGGACGACGUCGCGCAACAUGGUUAAAAGAUCUGAUGCAACUGAAGCCAAAAAAAAUGGCACGAAACAUGAAAAUGCUAUAAAAUAUGGUGAACUGAUUAUACUGGGGUAUAAUGGCCAAUUGACGGCGGGUGACAAACGGAGGCGACGCAGCAAAUUUGUGUUAUGGAAACGUGAUAUUGCCAAUGGGAUAAAAAGAUCAAACCAUUAUGUUGUUCCAUGCCCUCAAAAUUCACAUGCUGUUCUAGAUAAAAAUCAGCAUUCAAUUUCCUACACUUUAUCAAGAACCGAAGCGGUAAUAGUGGAAUAUGUUAAUGAUGAUCAAACAGAUAUGUUCCAAGUUGGAAGAUCCUCGGACUCGCCAAUUGACUUUGUCGUUAUGGAUACAAAUGCAGAAAAAAAUGCAGCAGCUAUCAAUAAUUUACCAAUUGAUAAUAAAAAAACAGCUGCAGCAAGUACUAUAUCAAGAUUUGCGUGUCGCAUAAUUUGCGACAGAAACAAUACAAACAUAGCUCGAUUAUAUGCUGCAGGAUUUGAUUCUUCUAGAAAUAUAUUUUUAGGGGAAAAAGCAACUAAAUGGAAAGACGGUGAAGAAAUUGAUGCACUUACUACAAACGGAGUGUUGGUUAUGCAUCCAAGUGGAAAGUUCCAUAAGGGAAACACCGAACCUGGCAUUUGGCUGGAGGUGUCGGUGUGUGGAAAGUUAUUUUCUUUGCGUGGGUCUCGAUCAGCCCAACUCAAAGGUGAUAUGGUUGAAGAUUCGAAUAAUAUUUUAACUGAUGGAACAUUAAUCGAUUUGUGUGGUGCAACCCUACUAUGGAGAUCAGCAGAGGGGCUCAGCUUAUCUCCUAGUAGAGAAUAUUUAAAAAAGCUGAUUGAAAGGACAAAUCGUGAACGGCCUACGUGUCCUGUUGGUCUAUACACAUUAGUGUUUCCUCAUCAUUCGGAAGACCAUGCUACUACGGUAGCAUCUUCGGAAGUUGCAGAUAUAAAGCAACAGCCAUAUGCAUAUUUACAAUGUGGUCAUGUUCAGGGUCGUCAUGCGUGGGGAUUGAAUAAAGACUCCAAUAGUAGAACAUGCCCAAUGUGUUUAAAAGUUGGUGGAAUUGCCAAGCUGAGUAUGGGUAUAGAGGCUUCAUUUUAUGUACAGGAUAAGGAAAAACCAGAUUUAUAUGCCUUUAAUCCAUGUGGUCAUGUGGCUACAGAAAAAACCGUAAAAUUUUGGUCAAAUGUUGGGAUACCCUAUGGGACAAAUGGUUUUGAGGCAUUUUGCCCAUUUUGUGCAAAACUUCUUGAAGGGUAUCCAGGUUAUGUGAAGUUAAUUUUUAACUAAUUUAAGUAACAUUUUUUCACAUUAUAAAAAUAAGUAGAUUCCUUUAUAUAGUUAAUACUUUAUUUAUCCUAAACCUUAUGAAGGUAGUGUGAUAAUAUUAACUUUUUUUUUUUUUUGUUAUCAAUUUGUGAGUUUUAUUUUUGUCCUUGAUUUUAUGACAAUUUUUCAAUUUAUAUUUUAAACUGGAUAACUAGGUUAUUAUAUUUUAUAGGGUUAAAACUAUGUUAUUGAACUAUUUUUUACUUUUGCUUUUAGUUGAAUAUUUUUUAUUUUUUAUAUUAUUUUAUCACUUCUGCCUAUAUCACCGGUAAUCUCUAAUCAAUAUAAUUUUAUUUUUAUGAGGUAGUUUAAAAAUAGUGACAAUCUCUAAAAAAACUGUUUUUAAUCAACAAAUCUCAGUAUUAGUUAUAAAAUUACUAUUGAAUAUCUUUUAUGAUAUUUAUAUUUUUGAAGAUCUUAACAAUACUACUUUUUGAAGAUCUUAUUAGCUAUAAUUAAAUUGAAGUAGAAAGUAUUGUAUUAGGGUUGCCAUGAAUAAUCUAUUUCUAUAUAUCUACUCAGUCAUAUACAUUUUUUAUAACUAUAAGUCAUGAGUACUUUUAAGUUAUUUUUAAUAAUAUCAUAUUUUAAUCACAUUAUCACAACAUGAAUAAAUUAAUGAUUUCUGCGAAUUUGUUGUUUUAAAUAACCUAAAUAUGAGCUGCUAAGUAGAGGGGGUGUCUGAAAAGACUUAAAUAUUUUUAAAUAUUAAAAUAUAAUACUUUUAUUUUUUUAUUUUUUAUGAGAUUUUAGUUUCUGAAAUAAUCUGUGAAUGUUUUGCUUUUACACUGUUAUAUUUUAUGUUAUUUAAUUAUGUUCACUAACAUAAUGAUCAUAUUUAAUAUGUUUAAAAUUUUUGAUAAAAGUUGAAAUUGGGAUAAAUGGCAAUCCUUUUACCUAUACUUGAUGUUUAGUUUUGAUUAUAUUUUAUGUGGAAUAUUGUAAGGUUUUUUUUUAUUAUUAAAUUUAUUUUUAUUACAUAGGUAAGGUUUUAAUCAACUUAAGUAAAUAAUAAAUAGUUUUCAUAAAUGUAUUGAUUCAAUUAUUGAGAUAUAUUUGUAAGAAGUGGUGCAACUAAAAUAUUAUAUAUUCAUUUUUAAAUAUUUAUUUUCUUUCCGUAUCGAUAAAACAAUGUUUUAAAGUACAAUUUCAGUAUAGUAUUCAUACAAAAUAUAUAUAUAAUAUAUUUAAUUGCACAGUUAAUAUAUUUUAAUUAUUUGGUGUGUAAGCUGGUGUGAUAUUUCAAGACUGCAAAUUGCUAAUAAUAAUUUAAAUCAAUAAUGGUAAUAUUAUUAAUAUCUACAGGCUUUUAAAAUAGUUUGAGAAUGUUUAUCUUAUAGAUAUUAAUAAUGAAUGCUUUUAGUACAUUUUCUCU
Messenger RNA from Rhopalosiphum maidis (corn leaf aphid), 3512 nucleotides. RefSeq names its product protein pellino (gene Pli). Gene Ontology annotation, biological process: protein polyubiquitination; regulation of Toll signaling pathway. NCBI's taxonomy places the organism in Eukaryota, Metazoa, Arthropoda, Insecta, Hemiptera, Aphididae. Bases 785 to 2098 code for a protein of 437 amino acids. Gene Ontology annotation, molecular function: ubiquitin protein ligase activity; protein binding. The transcript is spliced from 10 exons. The record is from RefSeq and is a predicted model, not a curated record.